Molecule: messenger RNA, 549 nt
Organism: Condylostylus longicornis
Lineage: Eukaryota; Metazoa; Arthropoda; Insecta; Diptera; Dolichopodidae
Product: dynein axonemal light chain 1-like
Exons: 3
Coding region: 1-549 (182 amino acids)
Cellular component (GO): cytoplasm
Molecular function (GO): protein kinase binding
Source: RefSeq, a predicted model, not a curated record
AUGUCAAAAGGAACAACAAUAAAAGAAGCUUUAAAAAAAUGGGAAGAGAUUAAUAAAAAAAAUCCAACUGAAUCCGAUAUUAUUGAAUUGCAAUUUCAAUUUCCGCCAAUCGAAAAAAUGGACUCAACUUUGGGAACUUUAAUAAAUUGCAAAAAAUUAAGUUUAUCGACUAAUAUGAUUGAAAAGAUAUCUGGAAUUGCACCAUUAAAAAAUUUAAAAAUAUUAUCUUUGGCACGUAAUAACAUCAAAAAUUUAAAUGGAAUUGAAGUAUUGGGAGAAACAUUAGAAGAAUUAUGGAUAAGUUAUAAUUUGAUUGAGAAACUAAGCUUAAUCGAACAAAUGAAAGCUCUCAAAGUAUUUUAUAUUGGACACAAUAUGGUAAAAGAUUGGAAUGAGCUAUCAAAAAUCAAUAAUGCACAAAAAAUUGAAGAUUUUGUUUUUGCCGGUAAUCCAAUUGUUGAAGCUUUAGAUGAAAAUGAGUAUAGAAAUGAAAUUAUGAAAAUAUUAAUUUAUAUUAAAAAACUGGAUGGCGUUCCAUGUAUUCGAUAA